AUGCUCCAGAAGGCAAUUCCGGGCGUCUACAGCGAAUCAAAAAUCGUCCCAAUACUCGUCCUUUUAGUGGUUAUCAUGAUAUAUGACAUGAAUAGAGAUCCGAAUGAACCCGAACGAGUGCGCCUUGAAGACAAAGCUUUAGGUGACAGCAGUGCCCGGAACGGUAACUACGCUUUGAAAUACACCGAGGAACGAAUGAACAUGCUGUCGUCAACGCAUGCUCCAAAAGCAACAACAACUGCGAGAAUAUCGACAUCCAGCUCACCAGAUGCUUUCACUGUAGUCUUCCAACAUCGAUUCCUCAUUAAAUAA
This is a messenger RNA of Gongylonema pulchrum, 312 nucleotides long. The record is from the annotation of a GenBank genome assembly. NCBI's taxonomy places the organism in Eukaryota, Metazoa, Nematoda, Chromadorea, Rhabditida, Gongylonematidae.